AUGCCCGGUUCGUCCACCCGCGAUACCUCCCCGAACUCGUCUUCCUCCGUGGGGAGGAAGAUUCGUAAUAAACGGAACAAAAAGCUUACGGAAGGUGAUGCGCCAGGUUCAAAGAAGAAGGAUAAGAAUGUUAAAGAUAGCGGCGGGGUUGUCGCGGCGGUGACCAGACAUGGUGCUAAGUUCACUAAUGGCAAUAAUGCCAAAGAUGAGUCUCUGCGUUUGGACUCUCCUCUGGUCCAGUCUCCUGAUCUGAAGCCUGCAACUCCCGCAUCGAUCCCUACAAACGGUAACGUGGCGAUCUCUCCAUUGUUAGAUGCGGUUUCUACAACGUCGGUAUCUGCUAGUACAGCACCGAGCGCUCAUGAAUGGGCGCGAUUGAUGGGACCCUUAGCGGGUUCACCCUCAAACUUGAUAAGCAUUAUGGGUGACUCUCCACCGACUCAACCUUCGUCCUACGAAGAUCAACGUUCGAUACCAUACACUUGGAAUCCGCAGCGUCAGCACUUUGCUAAUAACAACGCUUAUUCUGCAUCCCCUCCAAACAGUAUCAGACGACCUCUAAGCUUUCAGUUAGACGCGCAUUAUCCCACGAAUGAUAUUCGUUCUCAAGCAUCGUCACCUCCGGGGGUGCGAAGAAGUUCAAUGCAUUCCCCAUUUCCUGCCCCGCGCGUUGGAUCUCAUCCGCCACUACCACAUCAACCCCAAGCCCACUUUUAUGGAGCUCCAGAUAUCGAUUUUGAUCUGAAUCCUAAAACUGGUUUGAAGCCUGGCGAGAGGGGUUUCUACUUUGGGUUUGACAUACUCCCGAGCCCAGAAGGAGCUCAGGCCUCAGGUAGUGACAACGUUGUGCUUGCGGGGUAUGAAGGCGGCAUCGACAUUUACGGCGUUGGAAAACAUGCAGUAGAGCCACUUGCUAGCUUGAAAGGGCUACGAGGUGGUGUAUACGAUGCAAAAAUUCUACCAUGGAAUGGUGCACCUGAUCCAUAUGGCAUCUUCCCUUUAAUUGCCCUCGUCAUCCACGGCCCGGUGGUACCCCAAAGUGGGCCCGAGAUAGCCGUUGAUCCCCAUUCCGACGGAUCACCUAGUCCCCGAUUGGACGGCAUUCGUACGCCCCAAUCCGAUAGUAACCAGCGGCAAGUCAACGUCGGAAAAGCUCUCCCAAUCAUCGAUGCUUAUCAAACCACUGUAGAGGUGUACUCCUUGGCGACGAAUAAGCUAGUUGAUGUGCUUUUGCAGGCACCAAAAACUCCUAUUAAGACUCUUGUCACGAAUCCGAUCUUCCGAAGUCCUCCACCAGCCGGUGCUUUUCAGAUCCGUGCGGACGCAGGGAGUAUUGUAGUCUCUUCCGGACUUACGGGUGAGUGUUGGAUUUACCGACAGGUAGACCUUGACCAAGACGCCGCCGGACAUCAGUUCUAUUGUGUCGGAAAGUUGUGGACGAGCCUAAAUGGCGACUCGAACGUUGAAAAAGAAAGGAGCUCGAGCCCACUUCCAACCGGCAAGCGCCCACAGAUGCCUAUUGUGUCUCUCAGUGGUAGAUGGUUGGCGUAUUGCCCUCCGGCGUCAUCGCAUCAGAAGUCAUUGAAUCCAUUCAUCCCGGUGCCGCUGGAAGGCAAAGCACCCGGUUUAUCAACACUCGCUCCUCCGAUUUUGCCGAACGAGAGUUCAGACGUUGAUCAGCCUAUGCCCGACCAUAUGAUGAAUCGUUUUAUGAGAGAAACGACUCAGGAUUUCCUACAAGGAGCUCGAUGGGUUACGAAACAGUCAGCUCAGAUCUGGAAGAAUUACUGGUCUAAGCCAGGCCAGCAAACACAAUCUCGCCCACAUCAAAUGGGCUCUCCGCCCUGGAAUGGGGCAUAUCCGGGAAGGUCGGAUGGCUCUCAAUUCCCUCCCACGUAUGGAAUUCCUGGCCAACCCGUGACGAAGGAACCAGGUCUUGUGUCAAUCUUGGACCUGCACGGCUUAUCAAACUCGAGUACUAUUCAUCACGUCACUACCUUCAAAGCGCCACUAGGCUGCAGUUUUCUAUCUUUCUCCCCGACUGGCUUAUCACUCUUUACCGCCAGCAGCAAAGGAGAUGUGCAGACAGUGUGGGAUUUGAUGCGUAUUCAAUACACGAAAUCUUCGGCGCUACAGAAUUCGCAGCCAAACAACGGACACGCAACCCGAGUAAGGCAGGUUGCACAAUUUUCGAGGAUGACUGUUGCUCGAAUAGUGGAUGUUUCAUGGGCGAGGCCGAAUGGUGAACGAGUCGCAAUGGUGACCGAGAGGGGCACCGUUCACUUGCUAGAUAUGCCACCAAGUGCGUAUGCCUGGCCACCUCCCCGUCGCCGGGUCAGGGUCGAGGAUGGAUCACCCAAAAGCUCCGAAAAUGCUCAGUCGGCGGUUUCGAUGGCGUCAAACGCGCUUAGCUCCGCUUACGAUGUAACCCGUACUUUGACCUCUCGCCAGCGACGAAGCAGCUCGAACUCACAGACGACUCCUACUAUUAUGGAUCAUGCUAGUUAUGGAGGCAAGGUACUUGCUGCAGGAAUUAGCCAUUCUCUAGGUAAUGCAGGGACUGCUAUCAACCACCUUCGUCACACAGGCGAGAACCGCGUCAGUUUACCACCUGGAAACAUGUUGCCAGGCCCAUUCUGUGCAACAUGGCUCACCGGAAAGAAAUACCAUACUCUUUUCGUUUUAGGGGACGGUUUGGUUAGGACAUUCCCUGAUAAAAGCAGGAAGCCAGCAACUGGAAAGGAUAGAUUACGCUCUCAUCGCAACAAUCGGUACAGGGAUUUCAAGCUGAAGAAUUUACCUGACGAUCUGAUUGCGCCGUUUAUCAAGCAGAUCAUCGACCCUAUCGAAGAUCUUGAGGCGAUUAACCAGGAUCAUUCGGGAGGCACCACAUUGAUUUUCAAUCCUCGAGAACAACCUAUUGACUCUGACUAUAGUCCAGAGGCUUCCAUUCCGCAAGCCGAAAUAGAAUCUAGUGCGCCUUAUCAGCCAUUUCACACCGAUAGACGGGUGGGUUUAUACAUAUACGACGAUGAAUCCACUAAGGAUCUUGUACAUUCCGUAUCACGUCUUCUCGGCGCUUCAACGUUGGGGGAUCAGCCUACAUACAGCGAGCGUCACCAAGCUAAGGCUUCAUCAGAUGAACCUUGGGCUUUCGGACAGGCGAUCAAUGGAGUUAUGGUAAAUACGGGAUUGGCGAACUUGAUUGACGAAGAUAUUGUUAGUAGCGUUGAUGAUCACCGAGCUUUGCCUGCGUCGGCUAUGGAACGAGUCUUGCAGGUUGGUGAGAAUGACGAACAAAUCGUAGUCACAACCCGACGUCGGAGAGGGGGGAAUAGGUCGCCAGAAGCUGACGAAGACGGAUUCUUCGAGGAUGAUUGUGAGGUGCUCGAUUUUGCGGACCAGAGAGUUUGAGUUAACUACCAAUUUGCGAGGAGUUGAUUUUGGGAUGCUAGCAACGAGGCGUCUUGGUUCAACACGGAGUUGGAUGGAAGUUCAGACUGCGCACACACUUCCGUAAUAAGGCUGCUAAAUAUAGCUUAAGCCACCUUACGGAAAGACAAUAUUGUCGAACCCUCGCUUAACCCUUGGUUUGGGAUUUGGAUGGGAUAGGACGGAAUGGCUUGGGAUCGGAGUUAUUGCAUAAGUCAUGUUGCAUUACCGAGACACAUAUGAGAUGCAUAGUCUCGUCAAUUAGAGAGUUGAACACAACUCAAUUAGAUACCAUCAAGUCGCC
Messenger RNA from Hypoxylon trugodes, 3736 nucleotides. RefSeq lists its product as uncharacterized. Bases 1 to 3414 code for a protein of 1137 amino acids. Gene Ontology annotation, cellular component: cytoplasm. The record is from RefSeq and is a predicted model, not a curated record. Lineage: Eukaryota; Fungi; Ascomycota; Sordariomycetes; Xylariales; Hypoxylaceae. The transcript has 2 exons. Gene Ontology annotation, biological process: response to starvation; autophagy. Gene Ontology annotation, molecular function: protein binding.